This is a messenger RNA of Zea mays, 2505 nucleotides long. RefSeq lists its product as uncharacterized. Bases 104 to 2371 code for a protein of 755 amino acids. Gene Ontology annotation, biological process: cell surface receptor signaling pathway; protein phosphorylation. Gene Ontology annotation, cellular component: plasma membrane. Gene Ontology annotation, molecular function: ATP binding; polysaccharide binding; calcium ion binding. The transcript has 4 exons. The record is from RefSeq and is marked validated. NCBI's taxonomy places the organism in Eukaryota, Viridiplantae, Streptophyta, Magnoliopsida, Poales, Poaceae.
AUUGUGUUAGCCGAUGUCACUCUGCUUUUAGCCUUUUGCCAAGUGCCAACAGCCAGGUCGAAAGGACAUCUGACCGGCAGCAGGCAGACAUCCGUCGCCCGCCAUGGAGUCCUCAUGGCUCCUCCUGCUCUCGUGCCUUCCGGCCGUAUGGGUGCUUGCCGCGGCGGCGGCGGCGGCGGCGGGGCGGAGUCCCGGCUGCGCGACGAGGUGCGGCGAGAUCGACGUCCCGUACCCGUUCGGCCUGGACCCGCAGUGCGCGAUCCACGCGGGCUUUUGGCUCAACUGCACCACCGUGGAUGGCGCCACCAAGCUGCUCGACAAGAACUCGGAGGUGACCAAGAUCUCCGUGGAGGAUGGCAAGGCCUGGUUCAAGAACUUCAUCUCCCGGCAGUGCUACAACCAAUCCUCGGGUGACAUGUUCGAAAACAACGCGUGGGUCGACUAUACCGGCGAGCCCUACGUUCUGUCGGCAGAGGAUAAUAAGAUCAUCGUCCUCGGGUGCAAUAGUAUGGCCUACAUGCAGAGCGACUCUUACAUAAUCGGCUGCAUGUCGACAUGCGACGGCCCACUGAAGAACGGCUCAUGCUCCGGCACCGCUGGCUGCUGCCAGGCGGAGCUCCCGCCGGGCGUCCAGUUUUACCAAGGCUUCUUCAACUCGCUGCACAACACCACCAAGAUAUGGAAGCAAACACCCUGCAACUACAUCACCGUGAUGGAGAGCGCGGCCUUCAGCUUCAGCUCCACCUACCUCACCUCGACGGUGUUGUACGACUCCGACGACGGGAGGACGCCGGUCGUGAUGGAGUGGGGAAUCACACGGCAGAAGUGCGAAGAAGCCAAAGCCAACAAGACUGCGUACGCGUGUGUCAGCGACCAUAGCGACUGCGUCUACAGCGAUGCCGCCGGCUACCGCUGCAGGUGCUCCGGCGGAUUCAAAGGCAACCCGUACGUCGUAGAUGGAUGCGCAGAUAUUGACGAGUGCUUGGACAGUGCUACCUACCCCUGCGCUGGGAUAUGCAAAAACACACUCGGGAAUUUCACAUGUUCCUGCCCACGAGGAAGAAGCAUGAUCAAUGGCGUUUGCGUGAAAAGUCAGAGGUCAACUUGGAUGGCGCCGGUUGUUGGCGCAAGUGUUGGGCUGGUGACUCUCGUGAUCGGCGUUACCUGCGCAUACCUGGUCCGAGAACGGCGAAAGCUGCACCGCGUCAAGCAGAGCUACUUCCGGCGGCACGGCGGCCUGCUCCUGUUCGAGGAACUGAAGUCGCAGCACCACCAGCAGGGCGCCGCCGCGUUCACGAUCUUCUCCGAGGAAGAGCUGCAGCAAGCCACGGACAGGUUCGACGCGCAGCGGGUCCUUGGCCACGGGGGCCACGGGACCGUGUACAAGGGAGUGCUGAAGAGCGGCACCGCCACCGAGAUAGCCGUGAAGAGAUGCAUGACCAUCGACGAGCAGCAGAAGAAAGAGUUCGGCAAGGAGAUGCUCAUCCUGUCCCAGGUCAACCACAGGAACAUCGUGAAGCUCCUCGGCUGCUGCCUCGAGGUGGAAGUCCCCAUUCUCGUCUACGAGUUCGUCCCGAACGGCACGCUGUUCGACCUCAUCCACGGCGACCACGGCCAGCGCGUCUCGCUGGACACCCGCCUCAGGAUCGCCUACGAGUCCGCCGAGGCGCUGGCCUACCUCCACUCCUGCGCGUCCCCGCCGAUCCUCCACGGCGACGUCAAGUCCACCAACAUCCUCCUAGACGGCGACUACGCGGCCAAGGUCUCCGACUUCGGCGCGUCCAUUCUGGCGCCGAACGACAAGUCGCAGUUCGUCACCGUUGUGCAAGGCACGUGCGGGUACCUUGACCCGGAGUACAUGCAGACGUACGAGUUGACGGACAAGAGCGAUGUGUACAGCUUUGGGGUCGUUCUCCUGGAGCUGCUCACGGGCAAGAAGGCGUUCGACCUCCAAGGGUCUGAGCAGGACAGGAGUCUCUCCAUGAGGUUCUUGUACGCGAUGAAGGAGAACAGGCUUGAGGACAUCCUAGACGAUCAGAUCAAGAACAGUGAGAGCAUCGAGUACCUUGAGGAGAUCGCAGAGCUGGCGAGACAGUGCUUAGAGAUGAGUGGUGUGAAUAGGCCGACGAUGAAGGAGGUUGCAGAUAAGCUUGGUAGGUUGAGGAAGAUCAUGAAGCAUCCAUGGGCACAUGAGGAUCCUGAAGAAUUGGACAGGUUGCUUGGAGAGCCGUCUACUACAACUAACUCGACCGCUACUACUGGGAAUUUCAUCAUUGCAAUUGGAGAGCCGUCUACAGCCAACUCCACCGCUAACACUGGGAAUUUCAGCAUUACAAAGAGAGCUGCCAUGGGCUUGGAAUCAGGACGUUAGCUACUGUAAAUGAAAUUAUAUUUACCUCAUUCCAUAUGUAUAUAACAGAUAGAGACUGUACAUUUUCUUGGCGGUACAAUUCCAGUUUUACAUUACCAACAUGAAUAAAACAAAGACGCAAAGCUUUCUCUGAG